Porites evermanni is the source of this 11318-nucleotide messenger RNA. The record is from the annotation of a GenBank genome assembly. Lineage: Eukaryota; Metazoa; Cnidaria; Anthozoa; Scleractinia; Poritidae.
AACCACUACUCAUUGUGCAGAUCUUUUGUUCAAGAACCAAAAAAUUGGUUAAGAAGUACACUCAUUGAUGCUCAAAACGUUAAAAGAGUGACCGUUGCCGUCACGUACACAAUAGCAUCCUUUUGUUCCAUACAACCACCCAGCUCGUUUUGUGACGAUAAAAUUGGUGUCUAUGUAUGGGAAUCCGAUUUGAAGGUCACGUCUGACAACAUUCCGAAUCCCCUGACCAGUAACAGUUCCUACAGAGAAAUCGCUACCAUAAGCGGUCUGGCAAGCGUCCAAACAGUCUUUCCGAUAACUCUUCAGCUCAAAGGCAAAUAUCUUGUUCUCAGUUUUCUCGACCAAGGUGGCUGUAAAGUUUUGUAUUCCGUUAGGAUCACUUAUAACAUUUGUCCCUCAACAACGCUUCAGGGCAGUUUGGUCCAUUUACAGGAGACUUUAGCUCCAUUAAGUGCCUUAAAGUCAGUUCAAGUGAAAGGAAUGUGUGCUGCGGACUCUUUCCGUAUUCAGGGAAGUUUGAAUGUAUCUUGUGAAAGCAGUGGGCAGUGGAAUGUCAGUCAAUUUGAAGGGAAAUGCGUCUGCAAGGAAGACAUGGAAAAUAUUGGUGGGACAUGUUCAGGUAUGCCGAUGCGGUAAUAACGCCCUUAAAGACUAUAUUUACCUGAUGGCAGUAAUAUUCUAGACAUACGAUGAUAGACAUACUAUACGCUACUUUUGACCGCCAAUAUAAGUGUGUCCGUAUGGAUAUAUAGGCAUAACUUGGUCUUUCAGCAAUCAGUAGUGCGUAGUAAAUUUAAGCUUUCACUCUUAAUUUAAAGCGGACCCCGUUUGGAUUGUUUUACGGACAAAAAAAUGGCAGAAUAAAAAGUAAACAAUGUGAAAACUCUCACCAAGGUUGCAAAACAAUGUGUGAAUAUGUAGUCGUGUACGGGAAAAUUUUACCGAACUCUAUACCUGUUUGGGAGGCUGAAGCAGCCGAUGAAUUGCUCUGUGACUCUAACCGACUAAUAAUAAAAGACUGGGUUGCAGGCAGCCUAAGGUGUAGAAUGUCAGCGACGCAGUUAUGAUAUAACCAGAUAAAGGUUGAAAGUUUAAUAUACUUUUGAAUGGCUUAAAAGCCCUUUUAAAUUACAAAUACUAUGUAUAUUUUAAUUUUCUUCUUUUGCUUUUUUUCUCCUUCAUUCCAGCUUGUUCACUGGGUACUUAUAAUGACGCAAAGGGGCUGAACUGUACAGGUGUAUAAUUGAUUCACUUUUUGCUAUGCAAUGAUUUAUUCUGAAUUGAUCCAAAACAAUUUUCAGUCAGUCAAACAGUCAGUCAGUGAGUCACAGUUUUGGCAAUCAGUCAAUCAAUCAGUCAAUCACUCACUCAAGCACUCACUCUCUCAAUCAAUCAAUCAGUUAGUCAUGCAACCAACCAAUGGAUCAACCGAUCUGCACACAAUAAAUCGAUCAAUAGUACUAUUGACUGAUUGAUUGAAUCAGUCAGUUAAAAAACAAUGAAUUCAAGAAAAAAAACCAAUCAGUUAUUCGCUCAUGACAAUACAUUCGUUCAUACGACGUGGACCCUAAGAAUACGUGGCUAAAAGAAGAGUAAGAAUUAAGACCUUCGUUUUCGAUUUUGUUGUCUUUCAGAAAGGUAACAUCGUUCGAAUGUUCUCUCUCUAUCUUGUAUUCCUUUUUUUUUUUUUUUUCUCAUUUAGUCAUCCCAUCACACCCGAGAAAUGCUAUUACGCUUUUUGUAAACCAAAGUUCAGCUACGAUAAGCUGGCUGCCUCCCGCCAUGACUGGUGACCAGGUAUUUUACGAAGUUGAAUGUCGACGCACUUGCGAAAUUGAUGGCAGAGACUGUACUGAAGAAAUCUGUGGUGGUAAUGACAAUACAGACUUCGUAUUUAUGAACAAAAGUUACGCGACUAUAAUGACAAUUCCAGGGACAACGGGUUUGCUUUCUCCGUUUGUAAACUACACUUGUAAGAUCAUGGCCAAGAACAGAGUCAGUGAGGUUGCUGUAAGAAAACACAAGGUCGAAGCAAGUAGCACCAGGAUAACCUUCAAAACAAACGGAUCUGGUAAGCCAGUUUCUUUGUUUACAUGUGAUACGACAAAAUCUCCCAUUGACGUUUAUAUGUGAUACGACAAAAUCUCCCAUUGACUUAAACGACAUUAUAUGAACGAUAUGAACGGGUAUUAAUUAAAAAGUCUAUUCGCGUGGAGUACAUGCACGUAUGUUAAUAUCGGAGGGGUGGACUAUUAUUAACGUGGGGUACAGUUGAAAAGAUGCGAAGGGUGCAGCAACCGUCAGGUCGGUCACUCAAGUGUCAUCUUUAUAAUCAUAAAUGUCGCCUGAUUAUCCAUACUGUUGCUUUCUUCACAACAGUUCCUGGUAUACCGGAAGUAUAUGUACAGCAAGCUGAAGAUGGUGCUACCAUGUUGUCAUGGAAACUGAAAUGCAAAAAUGGCAUAAUCGAGAAAUACAUGGUGACGUACUUUGAUAUGGGUGACACUUCUGACGAAGAAACUUUGACAACCCCAGAAACAGAACAACGGAUUCAAAAAUUAAGUGCCGGAAAAACGUAUGAAUUUCAGGUAAGCUUUUUUAAAGCUUUUGUAAAGGAACCUGGAACUUAAUUUUUGAAUAUAAAGGGCAGACUGGCUUACUGGCUGUUGACUUGUUUGAAGGACUGACAUCGAUCAUCAUCAUGAUUUUGAUCAUGAUCAUCAUCUUCAUAAUCAUCAUCACCACCAUCAUCAUCUCUCUCUUUCUCUCUCUCUCUCUCUCUCUCUCUCUCUCUCUCUCUCUUUCUCUCUCUCUCUCUCUCUCUCUCUCUCUCUGAACACAUCGUAUUGCCCUGGCAUAGGGUUGAAACCGUAACUUCCUGCUUCGCAGAUCAGCCCUCAUCAAUUUAGCUAACCGGGCGAAUUCCUAACCGCCUGACUGGUUUAUUCUAUCAACUCAUUGGGUAGUGCCUACUACCUGGGUGGGAGGUGGCUAUGUUCUUUUGAAGUUAGUCAACAAAAUGCCUCACUGAUUGGAUUAUUUUAUUUUUGUAGGUAACUGCCGUCAACAACUUUGGACAAGGGCAUCCAGGCGUAAAGAGAUUUACAAUUCCGAACGGUUUGUGAACUAACUGUUAAACUUUAUUUGAAAUGACUUUGAAACUGUUCAACUCACAUUUUUAGGUAUGAUCGGCAUCACAUUAAAUAAAAUUGCCGAUCAUCAUCCACUUUUAGCGCUUCCAGGGUUUUGCGUUUGUCCAAGCUCGGGCCAAUGUGGAGGUCUGCCCUUACCUUUAAACAGGAAAUAAGAAAGAAAUAUUCCGUAAAUCCAGCAUUGAAGGUUUUAGCACACAAUGCAUACAGAGUCUCUUGUACCGGUAUGUUCUGGGGUACGUUGAUGAAAGUGCUUAUUUCUACUAAUUAACUCUUUUAAUAAUGUAGGAAGUAGCCAGUUAUCAACCAAGGACAAGAUGGUGAUUGCUGGCGCCGCGGGAGGAGGAGGCUUGUUGUUACUUAUACUCGUAAUCGUCAUCGUUGUCAUCUUUCGCUUCAGAAGGUACUAUUCUAUUUGCCCUGCUCCUUAGAACUCAACUUGAAGUCACAUGAUUGCUUGAGUGCGGAAGCUUCCCUAUGCUUAUCACUCGCAUUGCCUAUCACUCACCUUUGUGAAAGUAUAUUCUAUGGAAUGAAAUUCUUUGGUUUCACUAACUGCAAUGAUACCUCUCCAGAAAUAUUUUGACAUGACCCUAUGUAUUUAUUUAUUUAUUUACAAACUUGCCAUGUACUAUUUAUUAAUGUGCUAUGUAAUUUUACCUCUUUUUUUUUUUUUUCAUGGCAGAAAUCUCGUGGUGUGACUAUAAAAAUUAAACCUCCACUGAUUCAGUUGCAUCGUGCCGCUUUUAUCUUUUGUUGUGCUAGGAGAAAUUUAAGAUUAUUAUUGAACUUACAUUUAUUACGCUCAUAGUUGAAUUGUUUUGUAGGAAGGUUACAUCUCUUUUAGGAAGGUAUUAAGUCUUAAACGUUUCGCUUUUUGUUAUUUCAGGGGCAGUCGAAGAAACAUAGAGAAAGAAUAUAUGCGUACUAUAGAGCAAGGUAUUAACAAAUUAAAUAGUUGUCCUUUCCCACGCAUUACAUCUUACUCAGUCACUUAAAUCAAAUUCCUCUCCAACAGGAACUGAUCUACAAUCAAUGGAUCAGCGACGUUAUAUCGACCCAGGAAACUACCUUGAUCUCAUGGAAUUGCUGUCAACAUUUACAACAGAAAUCGAAAGAAGUAAGACGAAGCUCGAUAGACUUAUUGGACAAGGUAAGAUUUUUUUUCCUGCAGUUUGGAUGAGAUCAGAAGCUACUUAUUGAAAAUUGCAUCAAAAUGUGAACUGCAAGAAGGCUAAAAAAUCCGGUGCAUUACUGCUUUCUUCCGUAUUUGUCAGGCAUCUUACUAGUGAGUGGGGAUGUAACAGUCUUGUGUAACUGGUGUUCUUGCUUCAUACUGAAGCCGAUUUUACUUUUACUUGACUGGUGGUUAGUUCUGUCGCUUCUGAUCUUCCCCAAUUUCUUAAUUAUUCGAUGAUAGUGAUAUAAGGUCAUACAUCUGUUUUGUUGUGAAAUUACAUCCUUUUUGUGCCUCAGUACCGAACUGCUGCUUGAGUGAUCUCUACGCUGAUCCUUAGCUGGAUUUUAUUCAGUCGAAUUCAGUCUCAUGCAAGCUCAAUUUCUCGACUUCCCUUGUAAAUAAUAUAACCAGGGACGAAUUGUUCAAAGCUGGAUUAAGAUAACCAGGAGUUAGUGUGAGAUUUGAAUUAAGAAUUUAAAAGAUUAAAAGGCUUUUCAGUUUUAAUUCUUUUUGUGUACAAGUUGAUGAUGAUUGGAAGCUCUUAAAAUAACAGAGAAAAUUAUCCGAGAAAAUAAAUUGAACACAAGAAAAGGAAACCAGUUAAGCGCUAAUCAGCCUUCCUUGGAAGUUCCAUUAAGAAUAGUUAGGUAUUUACUUAUUGUUUGUUUGUUUCUUUUCUUCUGCCAGGGGAAUUUGCUGAUGUCUAUAAAGGAACACUUCAAACUCCGAAAGGGAAAGAAAUCGUGGCAAUCAAAGUUUUGAGAGUGAAUAUAAUAUUUGGCGCCUAUUACUUUCUUGCAAGGCCUUUCCAUUCUCGAAUUUUUAAUUCUUUAGAAGUACUAAAGGGUUUUUUUUCCUCCUUUAGCCCGGUUCAAAUGAAAAGAACCAGAAAGAUUUCCUGUCAGAAGCGUCUAUCAUGGGCCAGUUUAAUCAUCCAAAUGUGAUUGCGCUGAAGGGAGUUGUUACACAAAGUAGGUCUGCAGUGAUUUUCCAAGCAACAGUUAAUGAUUUUGAGGAGCACUGGACAUUUAUGGCAAAGCCAAGAAAUUUUAAGUCAUUUCUUUCUAUGAGUCGUUUUCGUGGCAGGUGCCUCAGGGCCACCGCAACUCCCCACCCUCUGCUGUACUUUUGGUAUAAUGUUAUUCUGCUACACCUUAACCUAUUAACCCUUUAAGCCUAAUAUUCCCAUAAAAUUAUUCUCUACAAUGAUCUCCAUAGAUUCCUUAAAGAAUGGUUGAGAGAAAUCAAUAAAAGGUCAAAGCAUUCUCUAUAUGGUGAUUAUUUUGCUGAUUCUCAUAACGUUUCUUUUGGUUAUGUGUUGAUAUUAUUUGGAGAAAAUUGAUGUUACCCACUCUUAGGAGUUCAAAGGUUAACAUUGUGACACGCUUCUCCCAGUCUUACUGAGAUGCUGCGUGUGAGGAAUUUUGCAAGGUCAACUCUCGACCUUAAUUGUUUGCAAAUUAUAGCUUGGGCACACGACCUUUUCUUUCUUUUUUUUUUUUUUAAAGGUGCUAUUGUGCAAGUAAUGAAGGAUAUGCUCCAUUCGCUAGACAAAAACAACAACAACAACAACAACCAUCUAAGAGCGUAUAAUAAUGCUAACAACCACAAGCAGUUAACCUCUUUAAGAUGCUUCCUACAUUCUUAAUUACACAAUGCAUCUCUCUCAUUUUAGGUAGACCAAUGAUGAUACUAACAGAGUUUCUCGAGAGUGGUUCAUUGGAUAAUUUUUUAAAAGUACGUUUUAUGACUAGUAUGUUCAUAAUUUUCAUGGAAUGACGUUAACUCUCAAGGACACCGCAUUUUUAAAGCUGCGUUAUAGCGAAGCCGAAACUUGUUUGUCUGUAUUUAGUAACUUUAUUUAUUCAUUUAUUUCUGAUUAUCAAAUGUUUUAACUUCUUCCUGUGACUUUACGUUUUGCGGUUUUUACUCAAGCCAUAAGUGUCUUUCGAUUUUGUUUAGUUAUCAGAUUUUCUGCAAAUUGUUACAGACUAGUAUUGCAGUUAUUAAAUAUGUUGCAUCUUUAUUUGUCCAUAGGGUCGCAAUGGCCAAAUUUCCGCUAUUCAGUACAACCCUUACCGAUCUCCGCACCGUAAUGGAAUGGUCUAUCUUUCAGAGAUGAACUUUAUUCACCGGGUAGGCAAACUAACGCAAAUCCUUUACAUGUGGAAACUAUUCCUGAGGGAUAGAAGAAGGGCCAAUUAUUAGAAAACCAGCUGAAUGACGGAUGAAGGGACAUCCCUGCUCUGUUAUUUGAUCUACAUAAAGAUGGCCGGGUCUCAACGUUAGGCUUGUCAGCAAAAUGGAAAUGGAAUAAGGUUAAGCGUUGCGUCAUCUUCCUCAGUUACUUCAAAACCUUGGAAAUUGGACUCGCGUCAGGGCAGAGAGCCCCCGGCAUCCCACCCUGCAGACCAGCGCUAUACCUUCAGAGAAAACCCUGCCAUGGUUGCUAAAUUGCAAAACGACUGGAAAGCAGUCGUAUAGACCACAUUUCUCUUUCGCCAAGACCAUUCCCUCCCCUGAUUUUUUUUCUUCUUCAGACCAAACCAUAAUAAAUGAUGAGUUCUCUUCUUAACUUUUGUGUUAUAAAGCAGCUAUAGUUACAUAUUUUCACCCACUUGUCUUUCGUACUGAUUUCUUUUACACCAGGACCUCGCCGCUCGUAACAUUCUUGUUGGUGAGAACAUGUCUUGUAAAGUAUCCGAUUUUGGCCUUUCAAGGGAACUGGCUGAUGACAAACCUGAUUCAGAAUAUGAGACACAGGUAAAACAAUUUGAUCUUUGUUUCGUGUUUUGCGGACUUUAGUAACCUUCUGAUUCUUUGCUGGACCUUUAACAUUUUCACUCCCAGAGUACAUUUCGUAAGAAAGUGGUUCUCACCUUUUAGUUUCUAAAUAAAAUCCAGUGGUAUUAUAUUUUAAAUGAAUUUUCUUUUCAUGUAGUUUAACAUGGUACAAUUUGUUUUUCGGCAUUUAACAAAAUGAAUUUUGGAGGUAUCGAAUUCGAAGCUUAUUUGUAAAUUGCCAUAAAAUGACUGUGCGGCUUCCAUUUCUUUUAGGGAGGCAAAAUUCCAGUGCGCUGGACCGCACCGGAAGCUCUUCAGCACCGGAAGUUCAGCUCAGCAAGUGAUGUGUGGAGUUAUGGUAUCCUUCUUUGGGAGAUAAUGUCAUUCGCCGAGAGACCAUACUGGGACUGGAACAACUAUGAUGUGAGUGUCAAACGAGAUUAAGGGUUUCACUGAAGAUGGGACAAAUUGAUUGGAUUUCCGUGACAGGAAAACCAAGUCUUUUGAUCUAUCUUCAUGGCAAUAUUUUUGAGAGACAACUGGUUUCAGUUCAACCUCUAAUCCUGUCUGACAAAACCUAUUAUUAUUUUUACUUAUAACCCUUCAGUAUAACCNUUUAGUAACCUUCUGAUUCUUUGCUGGACCUUUAACAUUUUCACUCCCAGAGUACAUUUCGUAAGAAAGUGGUUCUCACCUUUUAGUUUCUAAAUAAAAUCCAGUGGUAUUAUAUUUUAAAUGAAUUUUCUUUUCAUGUAGUUUAACAUGGUACAAUUUGUUUUUCGGCAUUUAACAAAAUGAAUUUUGGAGGUAUCGAAUUCGAAGCUUAUUUGUAAAUUGCCAUAAAAUGACUGUGCGGCUUCCAUUUCUUUUAGGGAGGCAAAAUUCCAGUGCGCUGGACCGCACCGGAAGCUCUUCAGCACCGGAAGUUCAGCUCAGCAAGUGAUGUGUGGAGUUAUGGUAUCCUUCUUUGGGAGAUAAUGUCAUUCGCCGAGAGACCAUACUGGGACUGGAACAACUAUGAUGUGAGUGUCAAACGAGAUUAAGGGUUUCACUGAAGAUGGGACAAAUUGAUUGGAUUUCCGUGACAGGAAAACCAAGUCUUUUGAUCUAUCUUCAUGGCAAUAUUUUUGAGAGACAACUGGUUUCAGUUCAACCUCUAAUCCUGUCUGACAAAACCUAUUAUUAUUUUUACUUAUAACCCUUCAGUAUAACCCCUACAGCUUAUCUAAACGUCUGCCUAAUAAAUAGUCUCCAUACUCUUGUAUGGUGCCGGGGCGCUUGAGUGCUGAAGCAUAAACUUUUUUAAUUAUCUUGGGUUCCAAAGUAAUAUAUAUUUUGUAUUAAUAUAUUAUUAUUAUUAUUAUUAUUAUUAUUAUUAUUAUUAUUAUUAUUAUUAUAACUAUUGUUCUUAUUAUCAUCAUCAUCAUCAUUAUCAUUAUCAUUAUUAUAUUUAUUACUAUUACUAUUAUUGUUUUUUUUUGUUUUUGUUUGUUUGGACUGAAGGUAUGGGCCAUGUUUACUUAGGAUUGUUUUUAUAAUGAAGAAAAUGAUUCUUGUCGUUGACUCUCCUGAUUGGUGAUAUUACUGCAAUAAACCAACAGUGUUUGCCUUAUUUACAAGAAUUUUUUUUUUCUUUUUUUUAAUUGGAGAAAUGCCAUCUUUCCUAUCCCUGUGGAGAAAAAAAAAUAAAACCCAUCCGAACUUUUUUGGUUUUCUUUUUCUUUCACAAAGGUGAUUGGCCGAGUGGAAACGGGAUAUCGCCUUCCACCUCCCACGGUAAGUUUAGUUGGGGUUGUUGUUGCUCAGUUAUGUUUUGCUCAGUUUUACCGGACAUCAUGGAAAUAUCAAUUGACAGGCGAAUAUUUGUUUACGUUUUGUGCCUUAUUAGCAUAUGCCAUUUCUUCUCUGAUCGAAGUAUGAAGUAAACUCUCUGAAAAUCGAAAGAGCAUAACAAUUUCAGUUAUCUGUGAAAAUCUGAGGCCGAUAUACCGAAUAGUUUCGCUUUUGCCACCCAGCAAUUUUGCAGUUUUUGAUGGCAGCUGUUUUAUAAUGAUAAUAAUAAUAAUAUUAUUAUUAUUAUUAUUAUUAUUAUUUGUUAUUUGUUAUUGCUUGCAAAGCAUUGCUCAAAUUUCUCAAAUAAAUCAACUCUUUCAACUUUUGAAUAUAUAUUUUUUGUGCAUACGGCGACACCUUUUAUGGGUCCGCUCAUAUGCUAAUGGGCAAAACAAUGACGUCAGCAAAGAGUCGUCUAUUCGUUCGUGACUGGAAACCUUUAGUUCCCACCAAAAAGGUAAAAGCAUGAUUGCUCCCAGCAAAAGUUGUCGGAAGCAAUUGCCAACUUAAAUGUUCUGCCAAACAAAGUAAUCAUAACCACUGUUUGAACGUAACAAUAUUCCGAAUAAAAUCUGCUAACACUGAGAAGGAGAAUGCCGAUCGACGCACAAUCAUAUUCAUAGUCUUUAUUCGUCAUUUCAGGGGCACCCAAAUAGAAUAUAGUUCAAAACCACUUAAACAUAGCAUUGUUAAACGUAUUUUAGUAUUUAAACGGUGGAUAUGGGCAUAUUUUUAUCCCCUAUCAAUUUUUCAUCUGUUCGGAUUUCCUAGCUGAAAGUCUAGUGAUCCGAAAAUUAUAGGGAUCAAAACUUACCUGUUCGAAAAUUUCAACCAGAAAAAAGGCUCCCGAAAAUUCUAGGUGACCUUUUAAGGGUAAAAAUCCGUUGAAAAUGGGCAAUUUUACCAUUUCUUAGAUGUUGAAAAUCCUAGGAGAGGCAGGCAAGCAAGAAAUUUUACAACAGAUGUUCCGAAAAUUCUAGAUCUCAAAUCGUCUUCCGAACAGAUAUUCUUCCGACAAUUGUCGUUGGGUGCCCCUGUCAUUUUUGUUUUGUUUUGUUUUUUUCGUGUUAUUAAAUCGCUACUCAAUCCACAAGUGAACUGAAUCAAUCCAGUGCAUGGUGAAUAUUAAUAUUAGAAUUGAGACAGAUCAAUCCUAAUCAUUUGAAUAACUCAAAUUUUUCAUAGCGGUUCGAGUUAGUCGUGGUUUUAUAUUGCUUCAAUAUAUAAGAGCCUUAAAAUUUUGGAAUUGUUUUUAGAAUAUAUACAUAACUGUGAUAUUGGAAUUGGCAUGAUGAAUUUUCAAUAGUGAUUGUUAUAUUGCUACAAUAUAAUUGUAAGGAAUUUAAAGAUAUUAACCAGAGUACACAAGCAUGUAAUGCUCGGAAAAAAUUCGAGUUCCCCAGCAAGAAUCGAUGCAAAGUUCCUUGACUAACCGCAGGCCUAUGCCCUAUGAUAUAGUCUCUCGCCCAUAGUUCAGUGCAUGGUUAGAGCGUCCAACCGGUGAUUUAAAGGUCGUGUAUUGGAUUCUUUUGCCUAGUCUAAUUCCAGCAACAACUACAAAAUAACAAUAACUUAAAAUGAUAUAUCUUGUUUUCUAGUUGUAGAUUUCUUUUUCGUAUUUUGUUGUUGUUGUUGUUGCUUAGGGUUGUCCAAAAGUUGUCCACGGAUUAAUGCUGGAAUGUUGGGAAGCCGACAAGAACAAGAGACCCAAAUUUGCAGAAAUUGUCCGUCGCUUGGAUGAAUUAUUCCGUUUCCCUGAAGUUUUAAAUGAUGACUUAUUGGCCGUGAAAGCAACGUAAGUUGUUUCUUGAAACAAGUAGUUAAAAAUAAUGUAUGUUAUUGAAUUUUUUGAAAGUAAAUUGCAGUAUUCAAAAUGUAAAGCUAGACAUAUAAAGUGUUACACAAUUGGCCAGCAUCUAUGCAAGAUUAUUAGUAAGAACCAUAGAAGGCUUUUACACAGGACUGCUUUGAGACAACAAUGUGACCGUUGUUUUAUAGAGUUAGGACUGGGACGUUAUCCGUAACCAAGGCACAUAAAAAGUAGUUCCACAACUUAUAAACCAUGGAGAUUAACCAGAAAAGUAAUUGAAGCCUAUGUACUGUUUUCUUUCAGGUCAGAAAAACCUGAUGUUCCACAGUUCCGGUCUGUUCACGAGUGGCUGAAAUUCAUCAACAUGGACAAGUAUUCAGAAGUUUUCAAAGCUGCAAAUAUCAAGAGCCUCCAAAAAGUUAUUCGGCUGGAUGAUACGAAAUUAAAAGGCAUGGGAAUUACCCUAAUUGGACAUAGGAAUAAGAUGCUCAAGAGCAUAAGAUCCAUGAAAUCACAAUUUGUUAACAGGGCACUGGACGACGAUGAAGCUGCAAUAUAG